UGGUGGCCUUUUCCAAUGCCUAUAAACAAAAUACAAAGCCGCAAACAUCCUAAAAGAGCUCCAGUAGGCGCUCAAAUGGCUACCCUCUGAUCACUCUCGGUAUCUUCAACACUCACCUCAUCGUCCUUUGCCCGAAACCUUUUCACAAAAUUAAGGUUUUGAGCAGCAGAAAGCCGGUUUCCGAUGAACCUUCGGCCGAGACAAAAACAACCCUUCAUUGGGUUCACCAAAGCCGAGGUUGAGAAAAUGGAGCAAUUGUUUGACGAGUCUAACGAACAGUCUCUGGAUGAGAACUUCUAUAAGAAACUGGCAAGAAGUUUCAACUAUUCUAAUAAUCGAGCUGGAAAGCCUAUUUUGAAGUGGACAGAGGUACAAAGUUGGUUUCAGAAGAAGCGUAAAAACAGCCUAUUGAACGAGUGUCCAUUUGAUUCAAAGGAAUCCCCUAUUUUUCCGGACGAUCUUACGCAAGAUAAAGCAAUUGAAAAUCCUGAAUUUCCAAAAGGGGAAAAGGGUCGAGACAUAUCCAAGUUGGAGUUUGAGGCAAAAUCAUCGAAAGAUGGAGCAUGGUAUGAUGUCGAUACAUUUCUCUCCCACAGAUUUGUCGGCCCCGGUGAAGUUGAAGUCUACGUACGAUACACUGGGUUUGGGACUGAUGAAGAUGAAUGGGUCAAUGCUAAACAUGACGUGAGAGAACGUUCUAUUGCUUUGGAGCAUUCAGAAUGCAACAAAGUGAAUGUUGGGGAUAUAAUCGUGUGCUUUCAGGAGAGACACGAUCAUGCGAGAUACUAUGAUGCACACGUUAUAUCGAUCCAAAGGAGAUUGCACGAUAUACGAGGUUGCAGAUGUCUUUUCUUGAUUCGAUAUGACCAUGAUAAAUCAGAGGAAAGAGUGCCCUUGACGAGAUUAUAUUGCCGGCCAAACUUGCUUGCCCGUUUGGAAAGUACUUAGGUGUCGGUUGGUAAGUUAUAGCUUGUGAAAGACACAGAAAAAAAAGGUCACCUUAUGCCUUCGGCUUGAAUGUUUUGAGGACUGAUCUUCAAGGAACUGGAAAAUAUUGUGGUUUGGGUUUUCUCUUAAACAUUAAAUCUAUGCAUUUUCAUGUAAAAUUUGUUGCCUACAGAAUAGUGUUAAUACUGUUGUCUGUUGCUGUUCAUUUUGGGGUUUAAUUUACCCGAAUUAGGUGUAAGGUUUGGCAAAUUUACAUAGAACUGCACUUCUCUUGAGAAUAAAUUUUAGUUUUCUGUGAUUGAGUUAAUCUCAGGGUAU
Striga asiatica is the source of this 1266-nucleotide messenger RNA. NCBI's taxonomy places the organism in Eukaryota, Viridiplantae, Streptophyta, Magnoliopsida, Lamiales, Orobanchaceae. The record is from the annotation of a GenBank genome assembly.